UUUUAGUCAUGGCGUGCGGAAUAUCCAAGGAUAAAUAGCCAGCAUAUGUCUUUGGAAAUGAAGUUGAAGCAAGAGAGAGAAAGAGAGAAUUACAAACUUGCUCUAACUACUAGGAAGAGUGAGAGAGUACUAUACACUUGAAUUCGUGUAUACCUUCCAUAAAAACAUGGUAAGAGCUCCUUGUUGUGAAAAGAUGGGAUUGAAGAGAGGUCCUUGGUCUCUUGAAGAAGAUCAAAUCCUCAUUUCUUACAUCCAAAAACAUGGCCAUGGCAACUGGCGUGCUCUCCCAAAACUUGCAGGUUUGUUAAGGUGUGGCAAGAGUUGCAGACUUCGUUGGAUUAACUAUUUGAGACCUGAUAUCAAGAGAGGGAAUUUCACAAAUGAAGAAGAAGAAAACAUCAUUAAGCUUCAUGAAAUGCUUGGGAACAGGUGGUCAGCAAUUGCAGCAAAAUUACCGGGAAGAACAGACAAUGAAAUAAAAAAUGUGUGGCACACACAUUUGAAGAAGAAGCUAAACAAAACAAGCUCAGAAUUAUCUAACAAAAGGGUGAUCUCAAAACAAAAAAUCAAACGUUCUGAUUCAAAUUCAAGCACAAUAACUGAAUCAGAAUCUGCAUCUGCAUGCACUACUAGUUCUAGUGAUGAUUUUUCAUCCGUUGGUAAAAGAAAAGAUGUAAUAAAAAGUGAAGACAUUGAGUCUAUGGAAGAACCAAUGCCAGAAAUUGAUGAGAGUUUUUGGUCAGAAGCAGCAGCAUUGGAUGAAACUUCAACUCAUAUGACAUCAAGUUCUUUGACAAUCUCAAAUGAGAUAUUGCCACUUCAAUACCCUUCUAACUGUGGUGACAUUUUUCCACAAGAAAGUAAGGUUGAUUAUAAUUCUAACUUAGAUGAUGGCAUGGAUUUUUGGUAUGACAUAUUCAUUAGGACUGGAGAUCAAAUAGAAUUGCCAGAGUUCUGAUUUUUUUUAAGCUCAAAAAACUUAGUAACUUCAAUGAUUUUUUUUUAUAAUUAAAUGUUUAGAUGAGUUGGAUUCAGAACUACUUCGAAAUCGACAAUGAGAUUCUUAAGCAAAAGAUGGUACAUGGCAACUUCAAUUUGUAAGUUACAAGGAAAAUAAAGGAAUGUCAUCUCUAGCAGCAAGAGCUAAAGAAGUAAGAGUUUUGGGACAAUGAAAUGUAAUCUAUAAAUCUAUGUAAAAAAGGGAGUAGAAGUUAAACAUUGAUUUUUUUCUUCUUUUUUAUGUAUAAUGUGGAAAACAACAAGUCUCUUUAACAUUUUUAGUUUUUAUUCUAGCUAGGAUUUUAGACUAGAGUUUGAUUUUAAUACAAUAAAUGAUGUACUAAAUUAGAAUGCUACAAGUUUUGUGCCUCAAAGAUUUUUUCUCUGGGAAAAGACAUGAAAUGCCCCUAAGCUUUCUUAUAUAAUACAAUUCAGAUACAUGAAAAUAAAUUGUCUCAAAA
This is a messenger RNA of Lathyrus oleraceus (garden pea), 1460 nucleotides long. Its product is annotated as transcription factor MYB13. Lineage: Eukaryota; Viridiplantae; Streptophyta; Magnoliopsida; Fabales; Fabaceae. The record is from RefSeq and is a predicted model, not a curated record. The transcript has 3 exons. Bases 167 to 958 code for a protein of 263 amino acids.